UUCUCCCCCUCGAUGCAGAAAAUGUGCAAUGAAAAAAGUAAAGAAAUAUUGAUAUUUUUGCUUAAAAUAAUUAUAGAUGCACUAUAAAGCUGCCUAGAGCUUUAAAUGUUAAGUUCAUAAUUCCCUCUCUAAUAUCUAUUUUAUAGUAUGUGUAAACAUUAUGUCUAAAUCUAAUAUUUGUUAUUAAAUAUGUAUUUAUAUACUUGGAACAAAUAGAUUUAUCUGUUGAUCUAAAGAUUGUCAUUUCACCAGAUUGAAUUGGUUCCGAUUCUCUAUGUUACUGAGCAGAGCUUGAACGCACCAUUCAAGUCGAAGAGUUGCAUGAUGGGAACAAGUAUCACAGCCGUCUGAUCAAGUUCUGAAUGUGUUACAGUCGUUUUUCCAGAAGGUGCCUUUCUUCAACAUGGUGUGCGACCAGGCGCACGGCGGGGGCCACUGCGAGAUGCUGGUGGGCUACUCGGCGGUUUACAGAGUCUGCUUCGGCACUUCCUGCUUCUACCUGAUGAUGGCCAUCUGCCUGGUGGACGUGAAGUCCAGUCAGGACUACAGAGCGCUGAUACACAACGGCUUCUGGUUCGUGAAGUUCAUCACGCUGCUGAUGACGUGCGGCGCCGCCUUCUUCAUCCCGACAGAGUCCUUCCUGCACGCCUGGCACUAUGUUGGGGUGGUGGGAGGAUUUGCCUUCAUCCUCAUCCAGCUCAUCCUCAUCACAGCUUUUGCUCACACCUGGAACAAGAACUGGCUGACCGGAGCGGCAGAGAACAAGCGUUGGUACCUGGCGGUGACGUGCGCCACCCUCGUGUUCUACACCAUCGCCACCAUGGCCUUCACCUUCAUGUACAACUACUACACGCACCCCGUCGCCUGCCACUUCAACAAGGUGCUGCUGUGGAUCAACCUGGCGCUCUGCGGCCUCAUGUCCUUCAUCGCCGUCACGCCCUGCGUCAGGCAGAAGCAGCCUCGGUCCGGCCUCCUCCAGGCCUCCAUCAUCAGCUGCUACGUCAUGUACCUCACCUUCUCCGCGCUGUCCAGCCGCCCCCCAGAGAAAGUGAUGUAUCAGGGCAUGAACAUGACCGUCUGUUACCCCAGCGUGGGACAGGACGGCAUCCAGAACGAAGGCAACGCUGUGGCCAUCAUCGGAGCCGCCAUCAUGUACUGCUGUGUCCUCUUUGCGUGUAACGAGGCCUCCUACCUGGCAGAGGUCUUUGGCCCCUUUUGGAUGAUCAAAGUUUACCGCUAUGAGUUCCAGAAAGCAACGUGCUGCUUCUGCUGCCCUGAGGAGGAGGAAGCUGAGGAGGAGUUUGUGACGGAGGAGGAGAACAAAGGCUGUCAGAAGGUCCUUCACAACGAGACGCAGCGGGUGGCGUACAGCUACUUCUUCUUCCACUUUGUCUUCUUCUUGGCCUCGCUGUACGUCAUGAUGACCCUCACUAACUGGUUCAGCUACGAGUCGGCGGUGCUGGAGACCACCUUCACCCACGGCAGCUGGUCCACCUUCUGGGUGAAGAUGUCGUCCUGCUGGGCCUGCGUGCUCCUCUACCUCUGGCUGCUGCUGGGCCCCCUCUGCAGCUGCCAGUCGGAAUCCAGACCUCGCCGCGCGCGCAUCAAACGCCGAUCGGGGUCCUCUCGCCACGUCUCCGUGACCGUCUGAUCCCGAGCCGGAAGGGAAGGGGGGGUGGGGGGGGGUGGUGAUGGAGGACGGGACGCGAUGUGGACAACAGGUCUGAUGUGAGUGGAGGUCACAGGGGUCAAAGACUCACACUGCGGUGAGAGGGACCAAUCAGACCCCCGGCUGAUGUAAGGAGAGCCGGUGGAAGCUGUGAUGUCACACCGGUGGAAGCUGUGAUGUCACACCGGUGGAAGCUGUGAUGUCACACCGGUGGAAGCUGUGACAUUAAAACCACUCUGAGGACUCGACUGUGGUUCUGGAAACAGACACAGAAUGAAUUGCCAAAGGGACCAGAAGGGGCGAACUGUCGCUCUGUUUAGAGUCAGUAGGUGUAAAGACGGGCACAUCUAUGAACUUUCAUUUUGUAGUAUAUUUAAUUGUUUAGACUACUGAUAUUAUAACAAGGGAGGAUCCUAGAUACAAGUUAAUGUUUUCUUUUGUAUUAACAGAAUCCGCUGCGUCUUCAGUUGAUGGUUUUGAUCAUGAACAAAUCUUUCUUGGAAACAGUGGAACGAACAGUUAACUGUGACACACUGGAGGAGCCUAUUCGAUCCAGUGAAUUCAUUCAUUCAUCUAAUAUCAAUAUUUCAGUCAAUUAUAGACUCUCGUUUACUUCAAAUGUUAAAUUAACUGAGAAUUGGCUGAAAAAAUACGAAUGAAUGCUUCUUUCAAUCCAUUUCCACUGUGAGAUCAGAGGAGUUUGUGGUGAUAAAAGAAGAGGAAACAUUUCACCACGAGAGAUGACGACUUUAAAACCUCAAAGGGGUAAAACAAUUAAGUUUAGCUGUUGCAAAGACAACGUUCUGUUGGUUCAAAGCUUAAUUGGCUUCUACUGCUACACAUCAACUUAUUCGCAAUUUUUCAAUUUUGCAGGUGUUUUUCUGUGCAAUUUUUAGCAUUUUGUUUGUCACCAAAUUGAAACCAUGAAUAGAACCAAGUGGGUGGAGGCGCCGACUUAAAGCUGCUUCUAAGCCCGGAAAUCCCAAGAAAGAUUUGUUCAUGUGCGCGAAUGUAAACCUCGACGGAGGACGUCACGUUCUCUGUCACCAUCUUCUUUAAAUGCUCAGAGUCGGACUGAGAGGCAGCUAAACACAAAUACACACCCGUUUUUUUAUUGGCGUAAACAAUAUUUUGCUUUUGACAAUGAGGAACUCGAUGGAUGCUCGCAUUUCGGGUCUAGAUCAUCGACGACUUGAUUCUUGUUUACAUUUUUAUUGUGCAUGUGUUGCUCCAUUUUGAAAAACUUGGAACCAAGAGUGCUAAAAAAAAAAAAAAAAGGAACAAAUACUAAAACUUAGGGGUAGAAGCUCUCUGUCUCAUGCCUUCAGAUGAAGUCUCGUCUGCCGAGGCCUCGGUGAUCCCACGGACACUCGGGAAAUGACCACGAGCUCCGAGACGCGCUUCACGUCUACGGGGCGUGAAGCGCCGAAAAAGGAAACGUCUUUUCUUUAGGACAGAGACCAUAAACUCAUGUUUACAAUGUCCCCCGAUUCAGAAUGAGGAAGAGUGGCGUAUGAAAGCCAAUACGUCUCUGCUCGAGACUUGUCAAUCAAACAUUAAGCCCCGCCCUAAAGCAUCCCCUCUCUAUGGUCUGUUUGGCUCUAAAUGGACCAUCAUUCACUAAUGUUGAUGUUGAUGCGACUGGGUUCUGCACUGAAGACGUCUGAUGAUGGUUUUACAACCCGAGCAGCGUCAAUAAAUACAGUUCAUUUCAUCUGUAGUUUAAGUUCAGUGUUUUCCUGGUUGUAGAUGUGAAGCUUCUUUUGUAAAUACAUCGUUUUCUUAAAAGCUGUC
Pungitius pungitius (ninespine stickleback) is the source of this 3463-nucleotide messenger RNA. RefSeq names its product serine incorporator 4 (gene serinc4). The record is from RefSeq and is a predicted model, not a curated record. The coding region runs from base 404 to 1651 and encodes 415 amino acids. Gene Ontology annotation, cellular component: membrane. The transcript has 10 exons. Lineage: Eukaryota; Metazoa; Chordata; Actinopteri; Perciformes; Gasterosteidae.